Messenger RNA from Pelagomonas calceolata, 1307 nucleotides. The record is from the annotation of a GenBank genome assembly. Lineage: Eukaryota; Pelagophyceae; Pelagomonadales; Pelagomonadaceae.
UACCUAACAACGCGCUUUUAGGGCGCAGCUUGCCAGCGCCGGCGACGGAAAACGGCAUGAAUACCCAGGUCAUCGAUUUGACAUCUGAGGAGAGCUCGAGCACGCAGCGGUUGACCUCGUUCGAGGCGUCGACGGAGGCGGCCGCGGUGACGCCGGACACGAGCGGCGACGCGGCGCUGGCCGAGCGCCUCGCACGCAAGGAGUCCGCGCGCGCGAAACCGAACGGCGACGCGCCGGACACGAGCGGCGACGCAGACCUCGCGGCCAAACUCGCGGGCAGCGGCCCCGCGGACACGAGCGGCGACGCGGACCUCGCGGCCAAACUCUCGGGCAGCGGCCCCGCGGACACGAGCGACGACGCGGCGCUCGCCGCGCGUCUCGCGGGCCAGGCGGACCGCACCGCGGGCGACGCGGCCUACGCCGCGCGGCUGGCCGCCCGCGACGCCCGCACGGAGGGCGACGCGGCGCUGGCGAGGCGCCUCGCCGCCCGCGACGCCCGCACGGAGGGCGACGCGGCGCUGGCGAGGCGCCUCGCCGGCGCGGACGACGCGAAGAGACGCCGCGUCGAGCCCGCGCCCGUCGCCGCGCUCGCGUCGAUCCGCCGGUUGCUCGGCGCGGAUCCCGCCGACCUGGCGCGGCCCGACGAAGCCGUCCGGCUCUACCCGCAGCCGGACGGCUGGAGUUGUGGCUACCGCUGCCUGCAGACGCUCGUGUUCGCGCUGCGGCGCGCCGGCGCCGAGUACGGGACGGCCCUGGCGUCGGCGGGCCUCGCGGAGCCCGGCGGCGUCGCGUCGGUCUCCGCCGUCCAGGCGGCGGUCGAGCGCGGCUGGACCCGCGGCUUCGACCCCACGGGCGCGCAGCAGACGCGAGACAGGCUGCGCGGGCGCUUUCCGUUCGUGGGCUCGCGCGAGUGGAUCGGCUGCUGCGAGGCGUGCGUCGCGCUGCGGAGCGCCGGCGUCCGCGCGGACGUCCGGGGGUUCGACGGGCGGCGCGACGGCCUGGCCGCGCGGCGCCUCGUCACGUACCUCGCAGACUACUUCAAGAACGUCGUCGGCGUCGGAUCCGACGACGUCUGGGGCGCGUCGUGCCUGCCGCCGGCGCUCGUCUGCUUCGGCGGCCACAACCGCUGCGUCGUCGGCGUGUCGCGCGACCGGCUCGUGCUCCUCGACCCGAAGUGGCGCGAGCCGCGCCUCCAGUGCAUGGCGCCGGCGGACCUGGCGCGCCACGCGCGCCAGUGGGAGUGCCUGGUCGUGCGGCCGGGCGUCGCCACGCGUCCGCUGCCGACGGAGCCCGGCGAUCCGGCCUGA